AUGCCCAAGCUUGCAAUUCUCGCACUUCCCGCAAGACCCUAUUCAACAGUGAUCGACCUGUCGGACCCUUGGACCCGAAGUGAUCCGCCUCCCCGCUUUUCUCUCUGCAACCCAGUGUCGAUAGAUUUGAAAGAGCACCUACUCAUCGUAUGGCUAGCCGACCCAGCCAAUAAUCUCAGGUUUACAAAUCAACUUUUGUCUAGUACCCCGAAAAGUCUUACCACAUCAUUGUCUAGAACCAUAAGUGACGCCGGUAAAAUAGAAAAUGGUUCGCCUGGUAGUGGGGCCGCCGGCAAGCUUAGACAAUCGAGGAGGAAAGGAUCGACUAAAACCCUCAUUCUAAUCAAACCGGGGCGAUUGUGGAACAUGGAAUGA
Messenger RNA from Morchella importuna, 375 nucleotides. RefSeq lists its product as uncharacterized. The record is from RefSeq and is a predicted model, not a curated record. Lineage: Eukaryota; Fungi; Ascomycota; Pezizomycetes; Pezizales; Morchellaceae. Bases 1 to 375 code for a protein of 124 amino acids. The transcript is spliced from 4 exons.